AUCAACAUGAGCACGAAUGAAGUUCCAAGCCGGAGAACUCAAGAGUUAUGUCUCUUCAGGUUACUGGGUAAAGUUGCAUUGGUGACCGGUGGAGCCACUGGUAUUGGAGAAAGCAUUGUGCGUCUAUUUCAUAAACAUGGUGCAAAAGUUUGCUUAGUUGAUGUGCAGGACAAUCUGGGAUUGCAAGUCUGCGAGUCUCUUGGUGCUGAUGCAGAUGUUUGUUAUUUCCAUUGUGAUGUCACAAAAGAAGAUGAUGUUAGUAGCGCAGUUGAUUUCACAGUCUGUAAGUAUGGCACACUUGAUAUCAUGGUCAACAAUGCUGGGGUAUCAGGAUCAUCAUGUCCUGAUAUCCGCAAUGUAGACUUAUCUGAAUUUGAGAAGGUGUUCGAUAUUAAUGUGAAGGGAGUUUUCCAAGGAAUGAAACACGCAGCUAGGAUUAUGAUCCCGCUUAAAAGGGGUAGUAUCAUUUCUCUUUGUAGUGUUGCAAGCACUAUAGGAGGCCUGGGUCCGCAUGCAUACACUGGUUCCAAGCACGCUGUGUUGGGGUUGACAAAGAGUGUUGCUGCUGAGCUUGGAAUUCAUGGCAUACGUGUUAACUGUGUCUCUCCUUAUGCAGUGGCAACUAAUUUGGCUUUGGCUCACUUAAUUGAGGAGGAGAGAACUGAAGAUGCCUGGACAGGGUUCCGGGAUUUCAUAGGGAGAAAUGCCAAUUUGCAGGGAGCGGAAUUGACAGUUAAUGAUGUUGCAAAUGCUGUGCUCUUCUUAGCAAGUGAUGAAUCAAGGUAUAUAAGUGGGGAUAAUCUCAUGAUUGAUGGUGGAUUCACGAGUGUGAAUCACUCUCUUAGAGUCUUCAGAUGAGGAGUAAUCUGAUCCUAGAGGUUGUUGUAUUGUUCUUCUUGGUCAGCUGGGAUCACUCGCUUAGUCUUCAGGUGUGAGGUUAUCUGAGCUUGAGGCGUGUUGCAUUCUUGUUCUUGGUUACUUGGUAUUUUUCACAUGAAUCGAGAACUAAUCAAAUCCUGUUUAUUUGUUUGAUAUUAGUUAAACUAAUUGAAUCAUCAUAUAAUUGAAA
Molecule: messenger RNA, 1069 nt
Organism: Argentina anserina (silverweed cinquefoil)
Lineage: Eukaryota; Viridiplantae; Streptophyta; Magnoliopsida; Rosales; Rosaceae
Product: (+)-borneol dehydrogenase 2
Exons: 2
Coding region: 7-858 (283 amino acids)
Biological process (GO): abscisic acid biosynthetic process
Cellular component (GO): cytosol
Molecular function (GO): xanthoxin dehydrogenase (NAD+) activity
Source: RefSeq, a predicted model, not a curated record